This is a messenger RNA of Cyprinodon tularosa, 6920 nucleotides long. Its product is annotated as protocadherin-1-like. Gene Ontology annotation, molecular function: calcium ion binding. Gene Ontology annotation, biological process: homophilic cell-cell adhesion. The transcript has 5 exons. Bases 600 to 4286 code for a protein of 1228 amino acids. Gene Ontology annotation, cellular component: plasma membrane. The record is from RefSeq and is a predicted model, not a curated record. NCBI's taxonomy places the organism in Eukaryota, Metazoa, Chordata, Actinopteri, Cyprinodontiformes, Cyprinodontidae.
AGAGAGAGAGAGGAGAGGGAGAGAAGCGCGAGCGCACUGCUUUGGAUUCACUCCACUCUCUCAUCACUCACGGUGCAGCCGCGCGACCCGCACCUUGCUGGACCGCGUGAGGACCCGAACCAGACCUGAGGGAACCGGACCGAACCUGCGCUACACGCACCAUCAACUCGGACCUUUUUUUUUUUUUUUUUUCUUUACACUUUUUUUGAAGUGUUUGGAAGAGAGAAACGGGUGGGAUUCUUCUCCCGUCCCGGUGGUGCGUCCACAUCCAAAACCUCCCGGUCCAUCAUCCCUCAGUGAGCGGAGGAUGCAGCCUUCAGGGGUCAGUCAGUGAGUCCGGCUGCGCCUCAGAGGAGCGCUGGUCACGACUGACACAAACUGAGAGAAACUGGAGGAAUAACUAUUGGAUUCUUUGAUUCACAUCUGAAUCUUUUCCUUUUAUAUCGCUUGUCUGUCAUGGUUGUUUCCUCCACCUUUUAAAAGUUAUUUUGUUGUUUUAUUACAACCUCGUGGAUUUUUUUUUAUUUUUAUGAAGCAUUUUUUCUCUUUCCUGGAGCGUCUGCGUCUGGAUACAGCGGAAGAGCGCGUUUGUUUCCGACAUGGGAGCGCUCAGAGCUGGGGGCUGUAACACUUCCAGAGUGAUGCUGUCUGGCAGAGAAAUGAUGAUCCUCAAGUGGGAAGUUCUGUGGCUCCUGGCCUCCAUGCUGAUGGUCUCCUGCAUUGCUGUGCCUACCGAUGUUCUGUAUCGGGUUCCUGAGGAGCAGCCGCCUAACACGUUGAUCGGCAGCCUGGCAGCAGAUAAAGGCCUUCCUGACACUGGACAUCUAUACAAGCUGGAGGUGGGUGCCCCAUAUCUGAGAGUGGACGGCAAAACCGGGGAAAUCUACACCACUGAAGUCCCUAUCGACCGUGAGCACCUGAGAGAAUGCCAAAACCUGUUUGGUGAAAAAUGCUUCCUGGAGUUUGAGGUGUCGAUCACUGACAUGGUGAAAGGGAUCGGCUCUGGACCGCGGCUGAUCGAAGGUCUAAUUGAGGUCCUGGAUAUCAAUGACAACACACCACAGUUCUCCUCUCCCAUCCUUACCCUGGCUAUUCCAGAGAACACCUACGCUGGCGCUUACUUUCCCAUCCCAAUGGCAACAGACAAGGACUCUGGUUCAAACGGGGUGGCCGAAUACUCCCUGACACAUGGACCGGAUGCUGAUCGGCUCUUCAACCUUCAAGUUGACCCGGAGGAAAAGCAGCCACAGCUGGUGGUCCUAGGGAACCUUGAUCGUGAGAAAAAGGACUCGUAUGAUCUGAAUAUUCGUGUCGUGGAUGGAGGGAAGCCACCCAGGGCGAGCAGUGCUCUACUGCGAAUCACAGUGACUGAUCAGAAUGACAAUGUCCCAAAGUUUGAGAGAAAUCACUAUGAGGCUGAACUUCCGGAGAACAGCCCACUGGGACAUUCUGUGUUGCAGGUCAGAGCCAAUGAUGCUGACACUGGAACAAAUGGAGAGAUAGACUACAGCUUCUAUCAAGUAUCUGAGACUGUCCAGAGGCUUCUGCGAAUCGACCGCUCAACUGGUAUCAUUUACGUCAAAGGAAUGGUGGACAGAGAAGACACUAGCUUUCUCAAGUUCUUUGUUGUUGCCAGAGAUCGUGGACCUAAUCCCAAGAGUUCCAAAGUCUUAGUGACUAUCAUUUUCAAGGACCAAAAUGACAAUGCGCCAGCAAUAGAGAUCCGGGGUAUUGGGUUGCUAAUUCACCAGGACAGUGUGGCUAAUAUCUCAGAAGACAUGCCAGUUGGUACGCCAGUAGCACUGGUGCAGGUGUCAGACAGUGACGAGGGGGAAAAUGCUGUGGUGACAUGUGUGGUUGCUGGUGAUGUCCCAUUCGAACUCCAACCUGCUAGUGAGUCAGCCAAUGAUCGGAAGAGAAAAUACUUCCUGAAAACAACUACUCUCCUGGAUUAUGAACGUAUUAAGGAUUACAGAAUUGAAAUAGUUGCUGUGGAUUCUGGUAACCCAGCUCUGUCAAGCACCAAUUCUCUUAAAGUUCAGGUCACAGACGUGAAUGACAACACCCCAACAUUUUCACCGCCAUUGCUUGAAGUUGACUUUGCAGAGGGUAACCAGCCAGGGGACAAGGUGCUAGAUGUUGUGGCCACUGAUGCAGAUAGUGGUAUCAAUGCAGAGAUGAUUUAUAGCAUAAUUGAGCCCUCAGCUACCCGGCUUUUUGAAGUUGAUGCCCACUCUGGGGAGGUCCGUGUGAAAAAUACACUGGAUCGAGAGGAGGUUGAGCGGUAUGAGUUCCACAUUGCAGCUGCUGAUAAGGGCCUUCCAAGUAAAACUGGAACUGCAACAGUGGUAGUAAAUGUUUUAGACCGCAAUGACAAUGAACCCAAAUUCAUGCUUAAUGGCUAUAGCUUUUCUGUCAUUGAGAACAUGCUUCCACUAAAUCCUGUUGGUGUAGUGACUGUUACUGAUGCCGAUAAAGGAGAGAAUUCCAGAGUGACACUGUUUGUAGAUCCAGAUAAUGGCAAAUUUGUGAUCCAAAAUGGCACAGGAACUAUCCUCUCAAGCAUUUCAUUUGACCGUGAAAAAGAAAGCACCUACAGUUUUCGUUUAAAGGCUGUGGACGGUGGAGAACCACCACGGUACUCCUACGUUGGAGUGACUAUUAAUGUUCUGGAUGAGAAUGACAAUGCCCCCUAUGUUACCAAACCAUCCAACUCAUCCUACACCUACCUGACACCUGUCACACCUCCAGAAACACGCGUGGAAGUGGUUGAAGCAGAGGACAUUGAUGCUGGACCUAAUGCUGAGCUGUACUAUUCCAUCACGGGAGGAAACCCUUACGGCCUUUUCCAAAUCUCACCCACAAGUGGUGAGAUCACACUGGCAAAGGAAUUCUCUGGCAAGCACAAUGGGCUUCACCGACUUGUUGUGAGGGUCAGUGAUCGCGGCAAACCUCCUCGCCACACAACAGCAUUAGUCCAUGUGUUUGUGAAUGAAACCAAAUCCAAUGUGUCUCUCAUUGAGGCACUGGUUGGUCACAGUCUUUACACACCCCUGGACAGAGACAUUGCAGGAGACCCGAACUACGCCUACAGUCAGCAUACCAAUAUAAUGUAUGGCAUUCUUGCAGGUGUUGCUGUCGUAAUUCUGGUCAUUGUAGCAGUGGUGUUCAUUAGACACCACCUGCAGAAAGAUACUAAGAGUGGUUACCAAGCUGGCAAGAAGGAGAGUAAGGAUCUUUAUACGCCCAAGCAGGGUCCAAAAAAUGGGAAGGGAAAAAAGAGCAAAAAGCCAAAAGCUCCAAAACCCACCAAACCAUUGGAAGAGGAUGAGGAGGCCAGUCUGCAGAAAGGUCUAAAGUUUAACCUUAUUGAUGAAGUCACCGACAGCCCCAGAAUUCAUCUGCCUCUUAACUACCCACCUGGAAGCCCUGACCUGGGCCGUCACUACAGGUCCAACUCUCCUUUGCCAUCUAUUCAGCUACAACCACAAUCACCCUCUGCCUCCAAGAAACACCAAGCUGUUCAGGACCUCCCUGCAACCAACACCUUCGUUGGGACAGGCGACAACAACUCCACAGGAUCGGAUCAAUAUUCGGAUUACAGCUACAAGGGCAACCCACCCAAAUACAACAACAAACAGCUGCCCCACCGCCGAGUCACCUUCUCCACCUCCAAUCAGGCCCAGGAUCUGCAGGAUGUAUCUCAGCACAGCUACUACGACAGCGGCCUGGAGGAGUCAGAGACCCCAAGCUCCAAGUCAUCAUCUGGCCCUCGGAUUGGACCACUUGCUCUGCCAGAAGACCACUACGAGAGGACCACUCCUGAUGGCAGCAUCGGUGAGAUGGAACACCCGGAGAACGAUCUCAGGCCCCUCCCGGACGUAGCAAUGACCGGUAACUGCACGCAUGAGUGCACAGAGUUUGGCCACUCUGAUUCCUGCUGGAUGCCUGGUCAGCCUUCCCCUAACCGCAAGGUUUCCAAGAGUGCACCCAAGCUCUCCACCUUUGUGCCUUACCAGGAAAUGGACGGACAGGAGCACCCCAUGGCCAAUGGCAGCCCGAAGCCAAUGGUGACCGAGGAACGCGGGACGGGUGGCAGCGCCGGCAGCAGCUCCAAGGUGGCUAGCAUGAGGUUUAUGACCCCUUACAGCAGUGCCUAUCCGGGGACUGGAGACUCGUCUGGUAAAGACUAUGGCCUGGAGGAGAUACCACUGAGCCAGGCAGCGGAGUACAACUCCACAACCACCCCAACUGGCCAGACCUCCAAGAGGGAGAUCUACCUGUGAGGGCCAAGCUCUCUCAACUUUAAAGCCCCAAUGAUCCACAAUGCCGCUCACCUCUUCGCCUCCCACCUCCACACAGCCACCCCCUGUGCCUACAACUCGCUGUGCUGCAGUACGACUCACCCUUUUUUCCUUUUGUCAACUGCAUCACCGAACAAGGCUUUAGACCCCCACCUCUCCUGCUGCCGCCGUCGCCGCUGUUACCCUCCUCUAAAAACCAAUCAAGUGUAAAAAUAGAAACAAGAACAGAAGGAAACUCAGUUAUAGCAGCUGUGGAAGGAAUGUAAACUACGUUGUGAUAAUUUCAUGGGAAACUAUUUAGCUGAGUUGAAUUAUUGUGCGUGGCAUUAAGCUUAUUUGCUGUGUUGGAACAGAAAAAGAACAAAAACAUCAUGGGGGGGGAUUGGGAAGACCUUCUUGUAAAUUUUACUUAAGUAUACUGUGUAAUCUUAUCUAUCCUCAACUUUUUUUUUUUGCUUUACUUUAUCUUUGUCUACUCUGCAGGCCGUACGUAUCAGAUUUUUUUUAGUCAAGUUGAUUCAAUCAACAGAAACAGCUAAAGGAAAAGACAUUUUUUCAGUCACUGGAGUUGUAUCUUAGUUUUUUGGCUGUGAACAAAUCCUUUUUUUUAGUGUACAGAGCUGUAAAUAUUACAAACAGGGACAGAUGAAACUGCUGUGUCUCUCAGUGUGGAUCUGUGGCUGUUGUGCUGUCUGCAGAUCUUCACACAAUGUCCCUUUGAUGGACUAAAAGUCUCUACACGCAUGGGGGAAUGACAUCACAGCGUUUAGCGUCACGCUGCUGGAAUCUGGACUCUUGAGCAUCACCGACGGUGCCGAGUUACUACCACAAGACUUUUUUGUUUGUGUGUUUCUUCUUCUUUUUUAUCCCUGCAGUGUGGCAACAUGCUGGGUCUGCGUUUAUGUGGCGAAGUACAUCUAUUUUAGUUCAGGUUUUAUUCAAUCAGAAGAAAUCAAAUUUCAAGGUUUAUAACUUCAUUUUUAUCUUAGUAGCUGACCAUGAUAUGAUAUUUGUAAAGAUGAACAUGGUUGACAGUUCAUUAUAAACACAAACACAUAAACUACCUUCCCAUUUCAUUUUAAGAUGUGACAAUAAAAGGGUUUGUAAAUUUUAAGUUAUGUUGGAAUCAUGAAACACUGUUCAUGUUAAGGAAGAACAGGCAGAAAUAAAGAACAGAAAAAACUAAUUAUACCUUUAUUAAAUUCUAGGGUUUUAGGUUCACAAAACAGACUCUACAUAGAUUUUAUUGUGUUAAAAAAAUAAAAUUAAGUCAAAUUUAGAAUCGAUACAGCUAUACGUUGUAUUACAUCAGGAAAGUAGCAGCCGGCUGCUGCUAUUGAGAUACUUUUGGGGAAAAAAAAAAAAAACAUAUCUUGUAACAAAGAUGGCUUCCUUCACUCCUAUUUCAAACCAUCUGUCUUCUUUGUCCAAUUUGUGAACUUAAUGGUCAUCAAUGGUAUGUCCUCUUGUUGGGAUGCAAGUGUACAGUAGAAACUUACCCAGUGAAAAACUUAGCGAAAAUCUGGUUGUUUCUGAUUAAAGACUGUUUUCUGGUUGCCAUGACCCCAAUGACAGAAUUUACACAGGCAAAGUUUAGAUAAAUACAUUCUUAGUUUGGACAUUUUACUGCAGUGAAAUGUUCAUGUGUGUUGACAUCAUGCUAAUGUAGAAAGACAACAUCAGUGGUCCCUGGUAAAUAGCUGAAGGGUCAUUAGAGGAUUUCAUAAAAAUCUGAAAUGUAUCCCACUACAAAGACAGCGAAAAAUAUUGGUCUUUGGUCAUUAAAAGCAAUUAAGAUAUUUGGAUUAGUUUUUUUUAACAAUUGAUAAAUUCAUAUCAGUCUUCAAAGUACUACAGUAAUAGAUACAAUAUUAAGCAUACAAAACUUGACUGAAAAUAUUCCAGUUUUUCAAAAGGAUUGAAGCUCAAGCCUAUUAGUUCUGAAUUAAAAAUUAGAAUAUAGAUAUAUCAAGCCACUCUCCAUACAAAAAAAGUAUUCCAAAGUCCAAUAUGAUGCCAUCUGUCUGACAACUAAAAAAAGGAUCUGAAGAUUGAACAUGCCAGCAAUGAAGCAAUAUGGUAGAAUAUUCUGCAGAAUUACUUAAAAAGAUUUGAGAAACUGCUAAAAGUUGGACAGAAAAAUGAUUAAUAUGAGUUGGUGGUUUUUCAAACACUUUUUAUGGAGAGUUUUUUUCUUUCCAAUUUUGGCUUCAUUUUUUUUUUAAAUAUCAAAAAUAAUAUGGAAUCAGUUGAGUGGUUUUGGACAUGAGAUUACCUUUAAAUAAUUUCUGAAAUAAGAAAUAGAUUAUUUUUAUUAUGUCCUAAUGAGAAAACAAAACUGAGCACUGAGCAUAAUUUACCAAUUCUGUGCUGUUCUCAGUAGAUAGGCUGACUCUUUAUAGAGAAAAUUAUUUCCAAUUUCUCAGAUGAAACUGGAACCAUUUGUGGUUGAACCACACUUUCUAAUAACAGAUCUGCAAAGAAUGUUUUUUUGUCCAAAAUCCUUGCCAUUUUAUCAUCCCUUAUAAUUAAAAGUAAAAGCAGAAACGGUCUUUUGGUAUACAUUUUUAUCUAAGUUCAUAGAAGUUUAUUCAUUUAGCUAGCAGACCUGGUAAA